UCAAGGGACCGGAGUUGCUUACGAUGUGGUUCGGUGAAUCCGAGGCGAAUGUCCGUGACGUUUUCGACAAAGCGCGUGCGGCUGCCCCUUGUGUCAUGUUCUUCGAUGAACUUGACUCGAUUGCCAAGGCCCGUGGCAACUCCUCUGGGGACGGUGGAGGUGCAGGAGAUCGAGUGCUGAACCAGAUCCUGACAGAGAUGGACGGUAUGAAUGCGAAGAAGAACGUGUUUAUCAUCGGUGCCACCAACAGACCGGAUCAGAUUGACUCGGCUCUCCUUCGUCCUGGUCGUCUCGACCAGCUCAUCUACAUUCCUCUCCCCGAUGAACCAUC
Messenger RNA from Mycena citricolor, 331 nucleotides. The record is from the annotation of a GenBank genome assembly. NCBI's taxonomy places the organism in Eukaryota, Fungi, Basidiomycota, Agaricomycetes, Agaricales, Mycenaceae.